UGAUUAUUUGAUUGAUAGAAUGCAGCGGGUUAUCCUACGUGGCUCACAUGCCUGCGUUUUCGGGCCCCACGACCUAUUCAUCACCACCGUCUACGCAGCUCACACCAACUGAAAACUUAAUCCAAGGGGCACAAUUUUGUACGUGACACUCCCUACCAUACCUACCAAAGGACCGCAGUCGUGGUUAAGGUAUAUCAAAUCUACGACCAAGAUCUUCCGAAUAAACCAAUAGAGCUCUCAAACCCUAUAAAUUCCCGGGCCACAGAGAGUGCCAUGGAAGACGAGAAGCCAAAGGGCUUUUUCUUGUUCUAGUUUUAUCCGUUUAUGAAGCCGUAUUUGACAGCGAUCGGAGCGGGAAAUUCCUAGGAAGGAGGGUUUUGUCUCGAUUGCUUGUUUCCCCAUUGUCUUCUGUUUGAGCUAUCAAACCCUCGCUUUUGAAAGUUAUCGGGCCACAAAGAUUCUCAAAUUCGCCAUGGAAGACGAAAAGCCACAGGAGUUUUUCUUGCUCUAGUUUUAUCCGGAAGUUUAGCCGUAUUUGAUAGUGAUCGGAGUGGGAAGCCCUAGAAAAGAGGGUUUUGUUUGGAUUGUUAGUUUGCCCGUUAUCUUCUGUUGCUUUUGGCUUACUGUCGAUAAUUGCAAAUAAUGGAAUCGUCCGCGAUAUCGAUAUACAACCCUCAGAAAUCCAAUAAAAGAGUGUUUCCGGGGAGUAGUAGUUCACCGUACAUGGAACCCGAAGUGAUCGAAAUUACUCCUCCUUACGCUGGUCAGACUUCCAAAUCGAAGGCUAAAUCGCUUAAACAAAAAGAGGUUGUUUAUCAUGAAAUAAUCGACGUUGACAUGGAUGAAGACCGAAAUGAUGUAGUGUUCAUUGAAGGGAAGGUUGAAUCCAACAAAAAGAGGAAGGGUGCUAUGGGCAUCUCAUUGGGUCCUAGUAGUGCAGAACAAGUUCAAACUACAAAGAAAGUUGACUCAAAUAAUAAGGGGAAGGGUGGUGUGCAAAUGAAUUCAGUGGGCCCGGGUCAUUCUUCAAAGAGCUUUGUAACAGAAUUAGAGAGCUUUUAUGAUUUAGAUGAUUAUAUUUUAGAGGAUGAUUAUCUGGCUUUGCAAUCCCGUUUUGAUCAUAUGGAUAUCCCUACUGGAAUUGAAGCUCAAAUUCCCUGGUUUCCAGAAACACUCCAAAUGAAAAAGAAUUCAACUGUUCAUGCUGCUUCUACUUAUUCUGGUCUACAUGCAAGCAACAGUUCAAAGAAUCUUCCAUUUGUUGAGACCCCACAAAAAUUCCAACACCAAAACAUGCCCUUUAAUUAUACACAUAAUCAAGUAGCUCCACCUAUGAAGGUGCCUCAUACGGGUUCUUAUUUUUCCAAUAGUUCUAAUACUCCUCAAGUUGGUGGUGGUGGCAUUUCUUCAAGUUUCUUUCAGCUUCCCAUGAACACGGGUUACCCACUAGGGGUAGAUACGUCAUUUUCUAUGUAUCCUAUGGGAGACAUGUUAAUGGACAAGAUUGUUGCUGGGAGUAGCCCAAGGAAUUCAAGUGUAAUUGGAAGCUCUUCUAGCAUGGCAAAGGUUGUUGAUAAUGAAGAUGUUCUGAAAAGAUAUGAGAGCUUCAAGAAGUUUGAUACAGUUGUGGAUUUUUCUGAUCAUUAUUAUGCAGCACAGAAUUCUGGAAUGAAGCAGCCACCAAAAAAUUGGGCUAAAAAGAUACAGGAUGAGUGGAGGAUUCUUGAGAAAGACUUGCCUGACACAAUAUUUGUAAGGGCAUAUGAAUCAAGGAUGGAUCUUUUAAGAGCUGUAAUUAUUGGAGCAGAUGGCACCCCGUAUCAUGAUGGGCUCUUCUUCUUUGAUAUCUGUUUUCAAAGCAGCUAUCCCAGCUGCCCACCACUUGUUCACUAUCACUCUGGUGGGCUGCGUAUCAAUCCGAAUCUGUACAACUGUGGGAAGGUGUGCCUGAGCCUUCUGAACACAUGGUCGGGUGCCCAAAAGGAGAGGUGGAUCCCUGGCACCUCAACCAUGCUCCAGGUGUUGGUCUCCAUUCAGGGUCUCAUCCUGAACACAAAGCCUUACUUCAAUGAACCUGGAUAUGCACACUCCAGUGGCUCCAUCCAGGGAGAAAAAAGAUCCAUGCAAUACAACGAAAGCACCCUCAUUCUAUCACUCAAAACCAUGGUCUACACCAUGAAAAAACCACCCAAGAACUUUGAGGAUUUGGUGAGUGGGCAUUUUCGGAACCGUGUGCGAGAUAUUUUGAUGGCGUGUAAAGCGUAUACAGAAGGGGUGCAGGUUGGGUGUCUAGUGAGGGGAGGUGUACAGGAUGUGGAUGAGGACAAUGACAGCUGUUCACCGCAGUUCAAGGCUGAUGUGGUUGCAUGUGUCAAGACGCUUGUGGCUGCAUUUAAGAAUAUUGGAGCUAAAGAAGCUGAGGACUUUGUAGGGUUGACUGUAAAGAAAACCAAAACUCAAACUCAUUCAUCAUCGCGUGCAUUUGCACCUGCCUAUGCGCAUAAUGUCCAUGCUUAUCUUCCUCCUCCUCCUCCUCCUCCAUCUGCUUUCAGUGCUGCUAUACCAGCUUAUAAUCAUUAUUGGUGAAACAUAUCUGUUUUUCAUUUCUUUCUAUUUUGGAUUGGGAUUGGGACUGGGACUGGGACUGGAUGUUUUAUGUUUUCACCCGAAUAGUAUAAUAUACUGCUAUGCUCUGCUAUAUGUAUAUAGGGUGGAUGUGGAUUCUUUCACCAACUUUUUCUAAUUUUAAUCAUUUCACUUAUUCUGAUCACAACCCUACUUCUGAAACUAUAUGUAUUGUAUCUGUUUAGAUGAGCCAUGUGAGGCUCUUUAAGUUUCAAUGAAUCUUUGCUCAUACCAAUGAGUUUGUUGGAUUUGGGUUUUGUUUCCAGGAAAUGUAUGCUGUGCUUAGUUUGAGCUUUUGCAAUUAUGAUUGUUUGUCUCAAGCCAAAAUGAAAAUAAUUGUUUGUAGGGAGAAGAUGAAGAUUAUGAUGUUAAGAAAAUUCAGAUAUACAUUUCAGCCAUUGCACUACUAUCUGGGUCUCUUUAAUAUGAUUUAGAAGAUGUGGGUGAAAUAAAAGACUGAAUUGUGAUCCUGAAAAUAUCCAAAAAUCAUGGAUGGGUCAAGGAAAAGAUAGAACAAGGACAAAAUCAAAUUGAACCAAAACUCUAAAUUUUGUUCCAAACCAAAGUUGGAACAACGUAGGACAAGUGAGAGAGUAAAGACCUGUUUGAUACAACCUCCUAUUGGGUACGUAAGAGAACCAAUGUUUGAUAUCGGCCAAUCUACCCUCUCAUAAAGAGUUAAAAGACUAGGAACUGUUUGACAUGAUUUUAAUUUACCC
Messenger RNA from Lactuca saligna, 3344 nucleotides. Lineage: Eukaryota; Viridiplantae; Streptophyta; Magnoliopsida; Asterales; Asteraceae. The record is from the annotation of a GenBank genome assembly.